AUCAUUUCUUUUACAAUUCCAUUAAAUAUCUCAAUGAAGUUUCUCUGGGCAUUUGUCGGCUUAAUCGCCGUGGCUUCAUCGGCCGCCGUGCGACAGCCACUGAACGCAGAACAGUUGGACCAGCUACAGCACGUGAUGAUCGCCAUUCAGAGUCCCUGCAUUAAACCGGAUACCGCUGCCUCGCUGGGGCAGCUAGCUCAAGACGUUUUCGGCAUGGGAUCUUUCCCCGUCUCCGUUGGACCUGCCAUUGUCAAUCCACCUGAAAGUAUUUCCGUUGGUCCAGCCAUUGUAGAACCCGCUCCCAUCAUCCCUACGCCCGUGAUCGUUGAAGACUCUGCUCCUAUCGUUCCCAUCGUACCGACUCCUGUGAUUGUUGAUGAGUCUGGCCCUAUUUCUCCUAUUGCGCCUACACCUGUGCUCGUGGCUGAAGAGCCUGAUUUUAGUCCAUCUAGCAGCGCUCCGCUUGUCCAAAUCAUUCUUAAUAUAAAUCAGGCUUCGGAAGCGGUAGUGCCUCCUUCUCUACUGUGAUUGUGGUAGAUGAACCCGAAAUUGUUCCUAAACCCAUAAUAAUCGCACCGAUUCCUGAAGUAGCACUUGUACCUGAGCCAAUUGUGAUCGCUCCCGCUCCGGAGCCUAUUAUCAUUGCGCCCCUCCCUGAAGUGGUUGUUCCUGAACCGAUCGUCACUGCUCCCGCUCCCGAAACAGUAGUCAUUGCCCCCACCCAGAGGUUGUUGUUCAAGAGGCAAUCGUCAUUGAGAACCCACUCUUUCCUAUUCCCGUUGUACCUACC
This is a messenger RNA of Chilo suppressalis (striped riceborer), 790 nucleotides long. NCBI's taxonomy places the organism in Eukaryota, Metazoa, Arthropoda, Insecta, Lepidoptera, Crambidae. The record is from the annotation of a GenBank genome assembly.